Molecule: messenger RNA, 768 nt
Organism: Linepithema humile (Argentine ant)
Lineage: Eukaryota; Metazoa; Arthropoda; Insecta; Hymenoptera; Formicidae
Product: odorant receptor 9a-like
Biological process (GO): detection of chemical stimulus involved in sensory perception of smell; sensory perception of smell
Cellular component (GO): plasma membrane
Molecular function (GO): olfactory receptor activity; odorant binding
Source: RefSeq, a predicted model, not a curated record
AUGCAUCAACCUCAUCGGAUCCUCGUCUAUCAAUUCAAUUAUCCUUACAACAGUCAAAAGAGUCCGAACUACGAAAUUACCUUUUUCAUACAACUUUGUGGUAGCAUAUUCGCGGCUCUAACUAACUGUACUGUCGACAGCUUCGUUUCGAUAUUCUUGCUACACGUGUGCGCACAACUGAUAAAUCUACGGGUAGCGCUUAAUAACACAAUUGACGAAUUAGCCAAUAGAACCAUGUCCACUUCGAGAUUUAAAGAAGGUUUAGCUACGAUUGUUUUACGACACGAACAUCUCAUUAAAAAUGCCAAGACAAUUAACGACUGCUAUAGCAAAGUGUUAUUUCAACAAAUGCUAGCCACUACUUUUCAGCUGUGUUUUCAGAGUUUUCAGAUUUACACGAUAAUAACAGACCAUACUUCAAAGAUACCUAUUAUCAAAAUGGCUUUUCUAUUUUUUUAUACCGGCAUUGUGUUAACACCCUUCUACAUUUAUUGUUAUACGGCUGAAAAACUUUUUACAGAGAGCAUCAAUAUGGCGUACGGCGUGUAUCAAUGCAAUUGGUACGAUUUGCCAUCGAAAAACGCAAAGGAUUUAAUGAUUAUCGUACAUCGAUCUAGAAUUCCGCUUAAAUUAACAGCUGAAAGUUUUGGAGUUUUUUCAAUGGAGUUGUUUGGAAAUACAAUAAAGACAUCGAUGGGAUAUUUAUCUGCAUUGCUUGCAAUGAAAGACUAACGAGGAAAUAAAAUGGGGAGUAGUACAAAAUUCCAC